AUGCCGAGCAUUCCAUUGGUUGCAGAGCUUGGUGCGAAAAGUGGUGAGUUUCAGCGUUUGCUGGACUCAACUGAAGCACCUGAAUCCGUUAAGAGGAAGCUUCGAGAAACUAUGGAUCCAAAGGAACUUUUCACAUCUCAAGAUUCCAGAGUUUUUGUCCGAUGUCGACCCAUUAUACCAUUUGAUCAAGAGGAUAUGAAUAAAAAAACUAUUAUUCGAAAAGUAGAAGGUUAUCGUGAUCUUGUUGUUAUGGCUCCAAAGAUUUCCUUAGCUGGUCAAUGUUUACUUGAACCUCAUAUUGUAAAUCUUGAUGGUGUUUUUGCAGAAGCCGAUACCACCGAAAAGGUAUAUAUAGAGUCUUGCAGUCCUUUGGUUAAUUUAUCGGUUGAAGGAGGCUCUACAUGUGUUUUAUGUUAUGGACAAACGGGAAGUGGUAAAACUUAUACAACAACUGGAAUUCUUCAAUUUGUGUCAAGAGAUUUGGCUCCUUAUUUCUCUUCGCAUGAUAUAUUUAUAACAGUUAUUGAAGUUCAAGCCGGUAAAACUAUUGAUCUUCUUACUGGUACUGAAGUUCAAGUUGUUGAAGAUGUUUCAGGGGAACUUAAGAUUCGAGGUGCUGAUGCUUUUGAAUGUUCUAAUGAUGAAAUGUUAUGGGCAGCUUUUGAGGAAGCAGCUUCACAAAGAGUAACAAAGGCUACAGGAAGAAAUGAGGUCUCUUCGCGUUCACAUAUGGUAACUUGUAUACGAAUUGUCUCAAAAACUAGUAAUUGGGCAAAACCAGGAGAAUUAUUUAUUGUGGAUCUUGCAGGAAGUGAAAAUACAGCUGAUAGCGCAACACAUGAUAAAGAACGUCAAAUGGAAGCAAAAUUUAUUAAUACUUCACUUAUGACGUUAAAAGAAUGUAUUCGUACACGUGCAAUGGCGGCAACAAGUACCAAUCAUUUACAUAUUCCUUUUAGAAGAUCACCUUUAACUCUUUUGUUGCGAGAUUGUUUUGAAAUUGCUGUAAAACGACCAACAAAAACAGUGGUAAUAGCAUGUAUUUCACCAUUAUUAAGGGAUGCAAGACAUACAUUUAAUACUUUAAGAUAUGCAUCUCUACUUGCAGUUUCACCACCUGCACGUGUCGUUGCAGAUGACCCUGAUGAUCCAAAUGGAUUUGACAGAAAACAAGCUUUGGAAUUUUUGUGUCAAUGUUCCAGAGGAAGAAUUACUGAACCUGAAUCUAUUCUUCCUGAAGGAGAUGGACGUACAUUGGUUCAUAUUCCUGAAGCAGAAUUUAUUCGUCGUAUUUUGGAUUCUCAUUCUAACAUUGGUGAAAAGGGAGCAAAACAGAUAUAUACUUCCGUCUGGCAAAAAGUUGUUGAUGCAAGGACGAAAGGUCGAAAGGUCAUGACAGCAGCGAAGAAAGCUCCUGUUGGACCACGAUGCGCAUAUACAAGAAAGUAA
Molecule: messenger RNA, 1449 nt
Organism: Trypanosoma theileri
Lineage: Eukaryota; Euglenozoa; Kinetoplastea; Trypanosomatida; Trypanosomatidae
Product: putative MCAK-like kinesin
Exons: 1
Coding region: 1-1449 (482 amino acids)
Biological process (GO): microtubule-based movement
Cellular component (GO): centrosome; microtubule; spindle
Molecular function (GO): microtubule motor activity; ATP binding; ATP hydrolysis activity
Source: RefSeq, a predicted model, not a curated record